Candida dubliniensis CD36 is the source of this 642-nucleotide messenger RNA. It is a transcript of the gene RIP1, whose product is annotated as ubiquinol--cytochrome-c reductase catalytic subunit. The record is from RefSeq and is a predicted model, not a curated record. Gene Ontology annotation, cellular component: membrane. Gene Ontology annotation, molecular function: quinol-cytochrome-c reductase activity; 2 iron, 2 sulfur cluster binding. NCBI's taxonomy places the organism in Eukaryota, Fungi, Ascomycota, Pichiomycetes, Serinales, Debaryomycetaceae. Bases 1 to 642 code for a protein of 213 amino acids. Gene Ontology annotation, biological process: mitochondrial electron transport, ubiquinol to cytochrome c. The transcript is spliced from 2 exons.
AUGUCUUCUCUUGCUUUCAGAACAUUAAGAAAUGGUUUAGGAUUAAAGAGUUCUGUCAGAGCUUUGUCAACAACUACCACCACUUUGUCUAACUAUCAACAACCAGAUUACUCCUCCUAUUUGAACAACAAAUCCGGUCAAGGAAGUAGAAACUUUACUUAUUUCAUGGUUGGAUCCAUGGGUUUAUUAUCAGCUGCCGGUGCCAAAUCUACCGUUGAAGCUUUUCUUUCAUCCUUUGCUGCCUCAGCCGAUGUUUUGGCUAUGGCUAAGGUUGAAGUCAAAUUAGGAGCUAUCCCAGAAGGUAAGAAUGUGAUUAUCAAAUGGCAAGGUAAACCAGUUUUCAUCAGACACAGAACAGCUGACGAGAUUGAAGAAGCCAACCAAGUUAAUAUCAAAUCUUUAAGAGACCCACAAAAUGAUUCAGACAGAGUUAAGAAACCGGAAUGGUUGGUUAUGUUGGGUAUCUGUACUCACUUGGGUUGUGUUCCAAUUGGUGAAGCUGGUGAUUUCGGUGGUUGGUUUUGUCCAUGUCACGGUUCCCAUUAUGAUAUUUCUGGUAGAAUUAGAAAGGGUCCAGCUCCAUUGAACUUGGAAAUUCCAGAGUAUGACUUUACUGAUGAUGAAACAUUGCUUGUUGGUUAG